Anopheles nili is the source of this 4539-nucleotide messenger RNA. Its product is annotated as adenomatous polyposis coli protein-like. Gene Ontology annotation, biological process: negative regulation of microtubule depolymerization; regulation of cell differentiation; cell fate specification. Bases 1 to 4539 code for a protein of 1512 amino acids. The transcript has 4 exons. Gene Ontology annotation, cellular component: catenin complex; beta-catenin destruction complex; cytoplasmic microtubule. The record is from RefSeq and is a predicted model, not a curated record. NCBI's taxonomy places the organism in Eukaryota, Metazoa, Arthropoda, Insecta, Diptera, Culicidae. Gene Ontology annotation, molecular function: gamma-catenin binding; microtubule binding; beta-catenin binding.
AUGCCGAAACCUUCGGACGAAAAUCUGUGUUCCCUCGGGAAGAGGACACUCUCACCGCCCGACUCCUCACUCGACGAUCUGGAGCUCGAGAGCUGCAUCGAGGAGUUGGACAAUCUCGGCGACCUAACCGACAGCGGGCUGUCCCGGAAGCCGCAUUUUCUCGACUAUGACAACAAACCGCCGGCGGAGCUCGUCGAACAGCACCACAAAUGGAACGGCGUGGCUCUCGCGAACGAGGCGGCCACCGACGAGCCGGAAUGUGAGCCGCUGUAUAAACACGUUCCGGCUGAACCGGUACAGCCUCUGCCGGUGGUGCCACUCCUGCACAUGAACGUGUCCUACGAAGCGACAACGGCGCUGAAUAUCCUGCCGACGUCGACUACUAAAAAGCAACCACCCGCGGUUGGGUCCCGCGGUGGAACUUGGCCGCUAAAGGAGCGCGUUAGUGCGACCCGCCGACAACACCAUUCGUUGAAUCGCGACCUGGCGGAGGUUGGACCUAAAAUGGAAUGCGUUUACUCACUGCUGUCCAUGCUGGGUUCGACCAACGUGCUGGAGAUGUCGAGCAAAUUCCUUGAGCUGUCCCGGAACGAUGAGAAAUGUUCGGCAUUGCGUCGGUCCGGUUGCGUACCGCUGCUGGUGCACAUCAUCCACAAUGAGCCAAAUGAGGCAGCUCGCCGGAACGCCCGGCACGCGCUGGUGAACGUUAUCCGCUGCAAUGUGGACGAGACGUCCGUGAGACGUGAGUUGAAGGUACUGCGGCUCAUUGACCAGCUUAUCGACUACACGGAUCUGUUGAAGGAGCAGACUGCUGGGUCGGAACCGAGCGCAGAUCGCCAGACGGGAAUGUCGGGACCACCGGAACAGGAGCGUCAUCCGAUUCAGGCCAUCGGGACAUUGGCCAAAAUCAGCUACGACGAGGAGCACCGACAUGCGAUGUGCCAGUUUGGGGCACUGCAGACAAUUGCGUCACUGAUCCAGCUGGAUCACCUGGCACAUGGUCCGGUUCCGGAUGCACUCAAGUGCAUCGAGAUGCGCCGGUACGCGAGCAUGGUGUUGACCAACCUCACGUUCGGACAGGGCAAUAAUAAAGCGCUAUUGUGCGCGAAUCGCGAGUUCAUGCGUGCCCUGGUUGCUCAGCUCGAGUGUGCUGAGUUGGUGCAGGUAACCGCAUCCGUGUUGCGUAACCUUUCCUGGCGUGCGGACACCGUCACCAAACAGACACUGGUCGAAAUCGGCACGGUGAAGGUGUUGACAGAGGCCGCAAUGCGGUGUACGGUCGAGAACACGCUGAAGUCGAUCCUGUCCGCGCUGUGGAACCUUUCAAAUCACUGCUCGCAGAAUCGGUCACGCAUUUGCGAAGUAACCGGUGCACUCGAGUUCCUGAUCGAGCUGCUGACGUACGAGGCGCCGAGUAAGACGAUGAGCAUCGUGGAGAAUGCAGGCGGCAUCCUGCGCAACAUAUCUAGUCACAUCGCGCAGUGUGAGCCGUACCGGCGUGUGCUGCGUGAACGCAACUGCCUCAAGAUCCUGCUUGAUCAGCUAAAAUCACCCAGCUUAACGGUGGUGAGCAACGCUUGCGGAACACUCGGAAAUUUGUCGAGUGAUAACGGCGAGGAUCAGCAAUUCCUGCGGGAGAAUGGUGCCGUACCGAUGCUGCGGUCACUCAUCUACAGCAAGCACAACAUCAUCUCGAACGGGUCCCGGUUGGCGCUGAAAAAUCUCCAGAAUCGCCCAGUGACGGGUGUCGACCAGCAGCCCCCAGUAGUGGCCGCAUCGCUGACAAACGGUGGGGUUCUGCCGGUGAAAGGUGUCCCUACGGGCAAGACACCCGAACCGGUGGGAAAUGGAUUGCCAGGAUUAAACGUACGCAAGCAGCGCGCCAUGGAGCAAGAGCUUGGAUGUGCGUUUUACGCUCGCAAGGACGAAGACUUGAGUGAGGAUGAGAGCGCGGGUGGGAAGGUGUCUGACGAUGCCGAACCGGUGGAUCCGAGUGCGGUCCGCGUGGAGUUGGUGGACGAGCGAUUGGCUGCGGAACCGGAAACGCCCAUCAACUAUGGACUGAAGGAUGGAAUGCAGCAGUCAUCGUACGAUUACCAGGAAACGGAUAUCGAUCAGUUGACGGAUUACUCCCUGCGAUACGCCGAGAACCAGUCUGAGUCUGAGGACGAAAAGGGCGACACUUACCGGGCGGAUCCGGUGAACAUGUUGAUCCCGGAAGACUCGGUAAAGUGUUACUACACCGAGGGGACACCUCAGAUCAUCUCGAGUGCUACCUCGAUGAGUGACCUACGAGGAGCCUCCGUGGUUGGGGCCACUUCCGCCGCAGCCGGGACUGCUAGUGGAGUCAGUAAUGCUGGUGAUUCUUCGGCGGUUCCCUUUAAGCAACCGAGUGUUGUCAAGUCUAAUCCGAUUCCUAUAGGACGAGGUCAAGUAGCUGGGGAUGAUUUGGGUUGCAACACCCCCGAUAAACCGUACAAUUACUGCGAGGAAGGAACACCAGAUUUCAGUCGUGAUGCUUCGUUGGGAAUCCUGGAUCUGCCACACGAUGGUGGUGGAGGGAAACAACCUGAAGAAGAUGGUAAACCUGUUCCACCGGGAGUGGAUCUGCUUGAAGCGGUUGAUGCAACGGAGAGUGGCCUACCAGGACCGACCACCGGCAAAUCGGUGUCAUUUCUCAACACCGCCGAUGAAACACCACUUAUGUUCUCUCGCACCAGCUCGAUGGGGUCACUUUCGAGUGCGGAACCGGCUUGUACCGACGACAAGAGCUCCAUCGUGAGCGAGUUCAGUCGUAUGGCAUCUGGCGUGAUGUCUCCGUCGGAGUUACCCGAUUCACCGACUGAAACGGUGGCGCAUUCGCCUCGACGUUGUCCACCAAAAGAGAAACCGGUGCCUGAAAGACCUCCGGUAACGAGCGCAUUCGCGGACACCGUGAGCAAGUUCAACGUCGAGCAUACACCGGCUCAGUUCUCCUGCGCGACUAGUUUGAGUAAUUUGAGCAUUGAGCUGGAGGAUUCUCGCGAUGUUACCGUGGAAGAUGGAACUGGUGGGGAGCGGGUUGAUAGGCGCUCUUCUCCGGUGUUGCCCAAUCCGGCGGAGUUGCUAGCGAACGCGGGUGAGGUUGGCGAUGUUCCCGGAUCCGACGGAGAUUCGGAUGCUGGCGAGGAUGACGAACUGCUUGCGUCCUGCAUCAGUAUUGGAAUGAGCAGCGUGGUUGCUCGAAGUGCUGCGGCUAAAAAGAACCCACCGACAGCGACCUUUCCUCACCUGGCAACUGGCCAAUCGACGGGUGAACCGGUUGAUCCGGUGGAACCACAUUUCCUGCGGUACCGUGAGCGAGGAGGAGACGAUUCGGAUGAUAGCUCGAAUCUGUCGGAUAAUAACGACCGAUUGCUGGAGGAGUGUAUCUUGAGUGGAAUGCCAAAGCCGAAACAUCCGAUCGACGGGUUACAUCCGGGGUCGUUGUUACCGCGGCCACUACAGUUGGUCGACAGCGAGCGUGAUCCGUUUAAGAUGAUGCGAAAUCCGGUACACCUGCAGCCGUUGAUGGCCAAUGACGAGUUGAACCCGUUCCACGUUGAGGACAGUCCGUGUAAUUUCUCCACCGUUUCAACGUUGUCCGAGUUGACUGUUGCUUCCGACACGAUGGCGGUCCAACGGACACCUCGUGGCAGGAUGGAACCGAUCGCAACCGGGCUGGUUAGCUCACCGUCGAUUGAAUCCGAAGCGGACGAGUACAUUCUCGAUGAGGCCAUUCUGGCCGGGAUUGCUGGGAAAGGCGAUAAAGCGCACCAACGACGCAGCAAGAGCCACGGAACGGUUCCGGAACCGACGGGUGGCCAGAGACCACCGGCAGGUGGCAGUAUCCCAGAUGACUCGGAUCAAGAGGGCGAUUAUCAGCUGCUAGUGGAGUGCAUCCGGACAGGGAUGCGAUCGUCGAUGAAGCCACCGGAAGAACCCGUACCACGACCCGACCAGCAACCGGGCCCAUCCACGUUGCCGGCCGGUUCAAAAAACUUGCGCACUACGCCUGUGACGUCGAAGGAUGUCGGUGCCUGCGAAGCGUCAGCAGGCGUAGGAAAAGCGCGACCCAGUCGAACACCGCCAGUCGGUGGCCAACGUGUGGCCCCGAGCGAGCGGCUAGCGGGACGUUACCAGCGUGCAUCCAGCACCACCGACAACAGCCGCACCGGCCAACCCCCGGUGAGCAGCGGUUACAACAGCAACAACAACGCGGCCGGCACGUGUCCCGAGGUCACCAGGACGGAGAACGAAGGAAUUGGGUGUGAGGUUGGCGCCUUGUCCGGUCUGAGCAGCUGUUCCGGUGAAUCACAAGUGCUACCAGUCGAUCGGUACAUCGAUGGAGAGGCUUCGGUGGCGGACAAACACAAAAAUCCAGAGCUGAUGCUGCAGUCUGUAGAGCGUCUUACGCAGGCUUUGGUGUCACAGGCGGAGGAUGUGUGGGCAACACCGGCUUUGGAGCCAGCGCCGGUUCAGUUCAUGAUAGGUGCAUCGUUGAAGAAAUCGACCAACUGA